Hypoxylon fragiforme is the source of this 2422-nucleotide messenger RNA. RefSeq lists its product as uncharacterized. Gene Ontology annotation, cellular component: membrane; endoplasmic reticulum. Gene Ontology annotation, molecular function: long-chain fatty acid-CoA ligase activity. The coding region runs from base 328 to 2040 and encodes 570 amino acids. NCBI's taxonomy places the organism in Eukaryota, Fungi, Ascomycota, Sordariomycetes, Xylariales, Hypoxylaceae. The record is from RefSeq and is a predicted model, not a curated record. The transcript is spliced from 2 exons.
CACAGUUGAAGCCCCACCAACACCCGCCAACCCGUUAAACAUCCACCAAACAUCCACCAAACAUCCACCUAUUUCAUAUCCAUCUCUCAUCUACUUCACAGCUAACUAAACCCUCUCGUCAGCGGCGCAUACAUUUUGUCACGUUGAAGGAGACACAGCCUUUCCUUCUAUAUACUACUUACCAUUUUGUUAUUUGAUGGCUGUUAAUAUUGUAUUUCGGACUGCUUUUACUCUAUCGAUCAAAUAUACUUACUAGAUCCUAAUAUUUACAACUUUCAGUUGCUGUUACUAUAUAUAUUAGGUAUCUAUUAAGCUAUCCGACCAAAUAUGAGUGUCGGUAGCAUUUUGAACCAGUUCGACGAAGGACUGAGUUCCAUCCUCAGUCAAUGGAAUGGCUACUCUACUGCUGUCAUUACAGCCUUCGCGCUAAUCAUCACAUAUUCAAUCAUGAACCGAGUAGAACCAGAGACCCAUCCUAUGCUUCUUGCUCGCCAGGCCUCCGGCUCCCCCGUUCGUAAUGAUGGAGAGUCGCCUGUCUACCGUGGUCAUUCGGCACCUCAUGGCAUGCCGCUUAAUAGUGGCUUGAACGUUAAGGAUCCCGGCGCAUCCAAAUGGGCUCCUGGCCGAGAUGGUGACCUGAGGGAUGUCUGGCGUAAAGCUGUCACUGGAACUUCCGAAGGUGACAGUCCUAAAACCAAGGGCCGCAUAUUUACCGUACUAGGCAGUGAGAGAGUCAUCGAGCAUAACCUCAACGAUAUUACUCGACAGAUCAAUCUUGUUGGACGCCAUAUCGCUUCCCAAGGCGGGAAGAAGGUCGCCAUCUACCUUCCCAACUCUGUUGAAUUCAUUGCGACUCUUUUUGCCUGUAGCUUCUACAACUUGACUGCUAUCCUGUUGCCUUUCGAUCAGCCCGCGGAUGUCGUCAUUUCGAUGCUCCAAAGAUCUGGUGCCGAUACGGUCGUAACCACUCCCGGCGCUUUCCCAUUCGAUGAUGCUGUCAAAAGCUACCCGGGCCUCCGUCAACUUAUCUGGGUCGUUGAUGAGGGCAACAAGCAUCUCGACUGGAAUGAGGUGCCCAAGGGUAUGGGCGGCAGUGUUAACGUCUCGACUUGGCAAGAUAUUCUCAACGAUAACCCUGUUACUGCCGGUACGGAACUGCCGGAAGCCGACCCCAAGACCGAAACCCAGGAUGUUAUUAUCUUCUGGCAAUCGAAGCCUGGCACACUCGAGGAAAUGGUCCGCUUCACUCAAAAGAACUUGGUUUCUGCCAUCUCGGCUCAACUGGCGGCAGUCCCGCAGAGGGAACGUUUCUCACCAGCUGACCUUUUCCUGCCAUCUUCUUCCCUCUCGGCUUCUUUCCCUCUGGUUCUGACCCUCGCGGCCCUGUACGCCAAUUCAUCGGUUGCCUUCAACUCUGUCGCAGGCAUCAGCCCUGACCUCGUCUUGGCCACUUCCGGUGUCGCUCCUACCGUCGUGGUUGCUACGCCGCAGACUCUCAAGAAGGUACAUGACGAAACCCUCACCAAGACUGGCGCCUCACUCUUCACGCGCCUUUCCCACUGGGUCCAGACACGCAGCCUCGUACAAAAUGGUGCCAUGCCCGCUGCAUCCUUCCUCGCAUCUUACAACGACUCACUACGCCCCGAGAUUGGAACCCCCUCCCCUGGCAAGCUCCGUCUCUUGUACGUUGCCGACCCAGUCGGCACUGAUGCACCCCGGCUUUCGGAGCAGACGCUCUCAAACUUACGUGUGUUUACUGGUGCCCGUGUUAUUUACGCCCUCGCCGCGCCCAGGGUGGCCGGCGCCGUGACACAGACUCAAUUCCACGACUACCGUGUUUCCGGCGACGGGUCCGGCGUACACUUCGGACCUCCCCUAAGCUCGACCGAGAUCUUGCUCCGCGAUACGCCUACUCACAAGGUCACGGAUUCGGAUUACACAGGUGACAUCGUCGUUCGUGGGCCUGCGGUUGCUGGAGGCGAAGCUGCGCUGGGUGUGGUGGGGACACUGAGGGUGGAUAACACGCUUUCCUACGCGUAAACUGAAAUCACUUGAGCGAUCCUCGUAUGUUUCUGUUGCUCUGAAAGCUGAGGUUUGGCGAUGAACGGACGACUUAGUGUUGAUUAGUGAUGGAUGAGUUUCGAUGUAUUGGUACUGACUCUUAUAUACUCUUGUUACAUAUCCGCGGUGGGGGAAAAAUAUGUUGAUUAAAAUACCUACCUGCCUACCUAUCCAUGUAUCAAAUAGGUAGGCAGGUAUGUAGGUACUUACUUACCUAGGUAGUUGAAAGAUUUAUGUUGGUUUGGUCGUGUCGGAGUGAGAAUCAAGAUAUAUAUCAAACCUACCUACUUAAGUACUUAAGAUACCUAGUCUUGACCAUCUGUAAUUUUACGAUAAUAUAGGCAGCGGUAGCUGAUCCAAC